AUGCGCUCCCUUUGUCUUCUCCAAACAGCGAUCCUCCACAUCUCUGCCACCAUCACCUCCAUCUCCGCCGCCACCAUCCCCCACCCCACUCCCCACCUCGCCCCCCUCAACAACGCCACCGCACCUCCCACCCUCGCCGUCUGGCCAACCCUCCCCUGGUGGACCAAACUCCGCAACCGCAACCUCGACCCGCCCGACAUCGUCUCCGUCGCCGACCACGCCGCGACCCCGCAGCAGACGUACAUCCUGCAGGAACUCGUCCUCCUGCCGCUCGCGCGGCGGAUCCACGGGGGCGCGGGGCCGGCGAAUGGCUCGGAGGCGAUCAGUGAGGGCGGUGUGGGGGCGGUGUUCGUGCCGGUGCGGGGGAGGGCGCCGGGGAGGGAGGUGGCGGCGACGGCGGUGGCGGCGCUCGCGAUGGCGGAGUGGUCGUUUGGGGCUAGGGGUUUGAGGGCGGGGGUGAGGGUUGGGGAGGUGAGGGUUGCGGGGUUGGAGGUUUGGGUUGGUGGGGAGGUGGGGAGGGGGGUGUAG
Letharia lupina is the source of this 528-nucleotide messenger RNA. RefSeq lists its product as uncharacterized. The record is from RefSeq and is a predicted model, not a curated record. NCBI's taxonomy places the organism in Eukaryota, Fungi, Ascomycota, Lecanoromycetes, Lecanorales, Parmeliaceae. The coding region runs from base 1 to 528 and encodes 175 amino acids. The transcript has a single exon.